GUUAUACCUCAAGAGAUCUUUCUUGCUGUAUUUAAGGAAAAUAUGUCCGCGCAAGGACGAUGACUUUUCUAAAAUCUUGUGAAAUAAUCCAAUUGAGUAUAUCUGGCUAUUACAGGUUCUCUCAUAAGCAUGUCUCUCUCCAUUCAAUCCCGGUCUAUCUAUCAUGGCCUCCCAGUGUUCCCAGGGGAGCUAAAGGGCCUCACUGCCAUUGUAGCUGGUGCUAAUGGCAUUUCCGGUGACUAUAUGCUCCAAGUUCUUUGUGAGUCACCCGAACGCUGGACAAAGAUCUAUGCACUCUCCCGGAGACCUCCAAAUAAAAUUUGGCCAGCGCACGUCAAACAUCUUUCUCUGGAUUUCAUGGAUCCUCCUGAGAAAAUUGCUGAGCAGCUUAGGCAGGAUGAGGUGAAAGCAGAUUAUAUUUUCUUCUUUGCCUACAUUCAGCCGCCACCAAAGGAGGGCGGAAAUAUCUGGAGCGCUGUAGAGGAUCUCGUUCGUGUCAAUAAACAGCUGCUGGUAAAUUUCUUGGAAGCCCAGGCGCUAAACAAUUCACUUCCGAAGCACAUCCUUCUGCAAUUAGGUGCAAAGUACUAUGGCCUCCAUUUAGGCCCUGCAAAGACUCCUCUAGUAGAAUCAGACCCACGUGUACUUUUGGAACCAAACUUCUACUAUGAUCAAGAAGAUUAUUUGAAGGAGUUUGCGCAAAAACAUAAUAUUGGAUGGAACACAACUCGUCCUGCGUUCAUUCCAGGAGCAGUCACUGAUGCAUCCAUGGACCUUUGCUUUGCAUUGGGGAUAUAUGCUACUGUCCAGAAAUAUCUAAACCAGCCCCUGGUGUAUCCAGCAGACUUCACUGCUUGGACGAACGUUCAAAAUCUGUCCAGUGCUGCAACAAACUGCUACCUGGCGGAGUGGGCAGUUUUGACCAAAGGGGCUGAGAACCAGAGCUUCAACGCAAUUGAUGGCGCUCCGUUUAGCUGGGAAGGAUUCUGGCCCCAGCUCGCCGAUCGGUUUGGGUUGCCCUGGACUGGACCAGACUUGAGUGAGAGUGCACAGUACCAUGACGUGGUACUGCCUUAUGACCCUCCACCCCGUGGAUACGGGCCACAAGCCAAGUCUCGGUUCAGAUUCACCUUAACAGAAUGGGCUAAACGUCCCGAGGUUUCAGCGGCUUGGAGGGAAAUUGCCAAAGAAAAUAACCUACGAGACAAGGAACUAAGAGAGCCAGAACGACUUUUUGGAUUUAUUGAUGUGCUUCUCAUGAUGUCCUAUCCCGCUUUGUACAGCGUAACUAAAUUGAGGAAGCUUGGUUAUUUUGGAUAUGUUGACACAAGUGAGUCGAUCAUAGAGGCCUUGGAAAGGCUUGUUGGUCUGCGUAUGAUCCCGCAAUUUUAAUAUGUCGUUCUGCGAUCUGGCCGUGGAACAGAAGAGCUUUUCAUCUUCAGACAGUUGGCCAUGUUAGAAUGAUUCACAUAUAGCGUACAUAUGCAGGACUGGAAAACAUCUUUUUAAAGAAUUGUGGGAAGGAUAUGUGAAUUGUCAUCUCGUCAUUUUAUUUCAACCGAACAUAUUUUGUCCAAAAGAACUCCACAGAAAAUUAAUAUUUGAAACUGCAAUGCUGAAAUAUUAUUGUAUUAUCUUUGGGGUCUAAUAAUUUAUAAAAUAG
Messenger RNA from Talaromyces proteolyticus, 1663 nucleotides. RefSeq lists its product as uncharacterized. The transcript is spliced from 4 exons. The record is from RefSeq and is a predicted model, not a curated record. NCBI's taxonomy places the organism in Eukaryota, Fungi, Ascomycota, Eurotiomycetes, Eurotiales, Trichocomaceae. Bases 130 to 1392 code for a protein of 420 amino acids.